CUUAUCGCACCGAUAAUGAUAUUGAAAUGGACACCCUGGCACACACCGAUCAAAGUGAUGCAUCUUUGUACCUACGAUCAGAAGAGACACAUUUCCAGAUAACGCCUGUAAGACCCGAACUUCCCUUACCGAUAGAUCAACAAGUAAGGGCAGAACUCUCUCAACAAUGUCCGACAAAUCAUUUGGACGCAUUGGUAAACUCCGAACAGGCUGGAAGAAUAAAAUCCUGGAAUGAGAAACGCAAAGACAUUUGCAAAUGCAGAUUACCCAAUCAGUGUAAAUGCAGUAAAAUUCACAUUUCCAGAAGAUAUUCAUAUAGACAAAUCUGAUAAAUAUAUCCUAGAAGUUUGCAACAAACAUAUGUCAUGAACCAAUCCCAUUGUUCGAAAGUCUAGGUC
Messenger RNA from Ruditapes philippinarum (Manila clam), 398 nucleotides. RefSeq lists its product as uncharacterized. The record is from RefSeq and is a predicted model, not a curated record. The transcript is spliced from 2 exons. The coding region runs from base 27 to 329 and encodes 100 amino acids. NCBI's taxonomy places the organism in Eukaryota, Metazoa, Mollusca, Bivalvia, Venerida, Veneridae.